This is a messenger RNA of Linnemannia hyalina, 1005 nucleotides long. The record is from the annotation of a GenBank genome assembly. Lineage: Eukaryota; Fungi; Mortierellomycota; Mortierellomycetes; Mortierellales; Mortierellaceae.
AUGCUUAUCCCAACACCAAAGGCAUCGUCAAGCCUGUCGCCCCUCGACCUGCUCGAGUUGGCAGCACCUGGCGCAAACGCAGGAGAAAGACUCUUCAACACAGACACGUCAACAGAAGUGGUGGUACCAACGGUACCAGGGACAACAAGACGCCAUAGAGACUCGAUAUCCUUCUUCCUUCCGAUAUUCAUCCUCACGAUCCUCCUCAUCAUCCUCAUCCUAUCCCUCAUCUUUGCUCGCUGUCUCUACCGUCGCUUCAAAGCCAUGCACCUCUCCCCUUCGCCCUCCACUUCCACCUGGAAGGCCCACUCCUCCACAACCUACGGAUCCAACGACCAGUCUCAUAACCACCAUAAUCAUGGAGAAAACAGUGAUACAGAGGAGGAAGACGAACGCACAGAACAGGAGCGUCUGUUGGCCAGACGCAGGAGCACCUCUUAUUAUGACGCCAAUCGGUCUCGAGCUCCCGUCGCAGUCGUCAUUCAGCAUGAUGCCAAGGGGCGACCUAUCUCGACUUGGUCUACUGCCAGCUCUGUCGCUGCCCAACGUGGAGAGGAGCUAUCGAGGUGGAGUCGACGAAGGGAUGAUCUGAUCAAGAUCUAUGGGCAGAAUAAUCUGAAUAAUAGUUCUUUUGCGGAGGAGGAUGGGCCUGACGAGGAGGAUGGGCAAGAAGAUGGUGGUCGCGACAGUGCUGCUUAUGUGUAUCAUCAGCAGGGACUGGAUGUAGAGGGGGAAGGUGAGGGUGUGGAAGGAGGAGAGCAACAACGUCGUCAUGGAGGAGGAGGAGGGCCAUUGGAUGGGGUCUCAGAGCUGGGUGAGAGUCAUACGCACAGCCACAACAACUACAACCACAACCAUAGUAAUACCCACCUUCAGACCCACUCGAGUGAGAACCCACUUUUGGAUCCACAGCAACAGCGCACCACUCAAAGCAGUCAGAGGUCGUCAAGGGUCAACACCACCACCAGCACAUCCACACUCCACGAACAGCAUGGCGGGACGUAG